Molecule: messenger RNA, 3016 nt
Organism: Leptinotarsa decemlineata (Colorado potato beetle)
Lineage: Eukaryota; Metazoa; Arthropoda; Insecta; Coleoptera; Chrysomelidae
Gene: sca
Product: scabrous
Source: RefSeq, a predicted model, not a curated record
CGGUGUGCCGUGCUUCGAUACGUUCUGUGAAAAGUACCGGAAUCAUGGAAGCGUGGACACUUACAGUUGUGCUAAUCCUUAUCGGUACUAGUUUGACGUGCGCCGAUAGUGACUUAGAAACGGAUUUCCGAGUGCUAAGCAAACAAGUGACUGCGCUUUUGGAUAUGAGAAUGGAAGAUAUGAAAACCAUUGAGCAGCAUAUUUUGAAGGCGAUUUUUGACACUCCGGAGAUUAUCGAUAUUCGAAAUGAGAUCAAAAGUUUGAGAUCUGAAGUGAAACGCGUGACCUCCGGAAAAGUUCCAAAACCUCAAACGGAGAAAAACGACGUCAUUACGAUGAAAUGGCUCUACAAUACAAUGGCCGAACUCAAGACGGAAGUUACGGAACUCCAAAACUCCCUCAAUUCGUCGGUCAUCUUGGAAAACCACGAACGUGCCGAAACCGAACUUACGUUACUGAAAAGCGACGUUGCAAACAUAAACGCAGAACUAGAGAAUGAGAGAAGAAAAAACGCGAAAAGCGAAGCAGAUUUACAAAUACUGAAUGAAGAAUUCAAAGCUGCCAAGGACAAUUGGAGGAGUACGGCGGUUAUGUGCGGGAAGAUGAAAAACCAGUUUAAAGCCACACAACUGGAGUGGAAUCAAAACUGGAGAAUUCUUAACGAAAGGAGUCCAUCUUUGGAGAAUGAAAUAAUAGCACAUCCUUCCAGGCAUCAAAGAGUGCUAAAACAACAUAUCAUUCGUCUUGAAAAAAGUUCAAAAACGUUACACAAAGAAAACUACUUCCUCAAAUCCAAACUACUCAAGAUGGAAGAUGAAAUUCGUAACAUACAAAAGAAGCUGAAAUAUAAUGACAACGUCGAGUUGUCAGUAGCCAAGAAAGAAGAAAACCUAGCGACAACUGAAAUCCAAAAAAAUCUGGUUGAAAGAGUUACGAACUUGACGAAAUACCAAAAUGAAAAUAUCGAAAGUAUCGCUAGUUUAAAAGGACAGAUGUCAAAUUUCGACAAAUUGCAUAUAUCGAUGUUAGAACUUUUGGAAAACGUAGAAACAAUCGAGAACAAAGUCGACAAAAGUUUCCCCGAGUUCAGGAAAGAAAUUUCGAAACUAGAAAUUCAACAGUCUGAAGCGAUGUCAGCAGUUUCGCUGCUCAGAGAAGAUCAGAAAAACGUAAUCGAUUCCAUGAAGGCGAUAGGAUUUACUGUAUCGAGUAUGCAGGAUAAAACAAAUGAAGACCGCGAGCACUUGAAGAAAAUGAAAGACCUUGUCGAAAAUUUGGUGAAGUCAUCCUCUGUUCAGACGUCCAAGCUACAUGAUCAUAUUUUGAAGGAAGAAUCCAAUUCCAUCAACCUAAACGCCACAAAAGCAACCAUCCACCUCGUCCAAGAGCUGAAAUCUUUCGAGAGCGAAUACAAAAGCAUCGUGAAUAAAUUACCGAAAGACUGCAGCACUGUGGAAGGUCCCCCCGGAAUCUACCUCAUCUCUCCCGGAGAAGGGGAACCAAUACUGGCACACUGCGAAGACGGCUGGACGACCAUCCAGAAACGAAGCGAUGGAUCGAUCAACUUCAACCGAAACUGGAACGAAUAUUCGAACGGAUUCGGAUCUGCCACUGGUGAGCACUGGCUAGGAAACCGAAACCUCCACUUGCUCACCAAGCUCAACUGCUCCCAGCUUCAAAUCAACAUGAAGGAUAUCUACGGUCAGUACUGGCAAGCCAACUACGCGGAUUUCAGGGUUGCCGACUAUUCCAUGGGCUUCAAACUGAACAUUGGACGAUACGCCGGAAAUGCGAGCGAUGCCCUCAACUACCAAAACACGAUGGAGUUUUCUACCAUCGACAACGACAGAGAUAUUUCGAAUACGCACUGCGCCAGUAACUACGAAGGUGGUUGGUGGUUCUCGCAUUGUCAACACGCGAAUUUGAACGGAAGGUACAACCUUGGUUUAACUUGGUUUGACAGUUCUCGCAACGAAUGGAUAGCCGUUUCGCACAGCGAAAUGCGCGUCAAACGUAGGGACGUCUGUUGAUGACGAACUUUCUUCGAGCAAUCUCCAAAGAUUUCAUUCUAGUGUCACGUAACGAGUCAAAGCAAAUAUAUUUUGUUCCUCAAACAGGUUUGAAAUCCUAAUCUGUUCAGAGUUGAGUAAAAACAUGGCAGGUUGCAGAAUCAUAUUCCUAAUUUUUCGUAAAACCUGACUCGUUCACAACAUGGAAAUUCUCAACAUUGGAUCUCAGCAAGUUUCCACGUUAUAUAAAAAAUAAGUAAAGUUAACAAGCAUAUUGAAUUCAUUCAUACAUGAAGAACAGAUUUUAAUUGGAAAGCAAACUAGACUGAAAACUACGAUAUUUAACAAAGUUUAUGUGUUCAGCAGUAUGUUCUUUUGUGGCCAAACGUGUCUUGUUCUUCAUUCAAUCAAGAUAGAAAAGCUUAACAAAGAAUGAAGAUAGCUAGUUUUUUCGUGAAUUAUUUGACCUGCACUUCAAACUGUGAUCAUCAGAAUCAUUUGAUCACAACUAUUCAUCAUUUUAUCCAUUGAUCAAGCCUUGACAAAGAAAUUGAUUAAUAUAACUCGGCCCUAAACCAACCUACCAACAUGAAUGUACAGUCAUCAAGUUUGUUACCAUUUGAAUCAAAAGAUUCAAGUGAAUAACCCUCUGAUAAUAUGUUCAAUACAUUUACAACAUUUUCAGUAAAACAUUUAUACAGCGCAUCUGAAAUAAAAUGGAAGUAUGCACUUCAGAAUUUUCAAGAUAUGACAGAAUGCCAUGACCAAAUUUGCAGAAAUAAAAAUUAUAUUCUGUCUUUUUUGAAGUAUACAAUAAGUAAUGGUAUAUAUACUGCCACAUUGUGUAGAGUAAAUGUAAACUUUUUUUCAUGAACGAAUCAUCAGAAUAUUUUUACUAUCUUUUUAAAAACUCUAGUACUCGUAGAAAAUUAAUAGGGGGUAAAACACCCACAACUCUAUAAAGAAGUGUUCAGAGUAAAAUAUAUUCUUCAUUCCUAUCGUUCAGG